AUUUGGUUUACAUAUUGUAGAAUUUCUACAGCGAUCUACAGCAUAUUUUUAGCAUCCUUUCAAAGUACUUAGCCAUGAUCGAGGUACUAGACAAACGGUACCUGGCUAUCUGUGCCAUCGUUACUGUCGCUAUGCAGACGUCUUUCUUCAUCGUUGCUGCCACUUGUAAAUUUGACAAAGUGACCGAUUUUGCUGGAGGGACGAACUUUGUGCUCCUUGCCAUUUUGACUUUCUGUUUAGGACAGACAUACCAUGACCGACAGAUAAUGGUGACUGUAUGCGUGAUUGUGUGGGGAAUCAGACUGUCAGGCUACCUACUUUAUCGCAUCAUAAAGAUUGGAGAAGACAGGCGUUUUGACGACAAGAGGGAAAACUGUCUUGCCUUUGCUGGUUUCUGGAUCUUCCAAGCUGUUUGGGUGUUUACUGUGAGCUUGUCAGUCAUCAUGAUUAAUGCUCCGCUUCCUAAGAAUGCGAAAGGUCUUGGUACAUUGGACUAUGUUGGGGUUGCUAUAUUUGGAGUUGGACUUAUCCUGGAAGCUGUGUCUGAUCAGAUAAAGUUUAGCUUUAGGAAUAAUCCAGAAAACAGAGGAAAAUGGUGUGCUGUAGGUCCUUGGAAAUGGUCUCGUCAUCCCAAUUAUUUUGGUGAGAUGUUGGUCUGGUGGGGUAUAUUUAUAAUCAGCUGUAGCAUACUGGAGAAAGGUGAAUGGGCAGCAAUACUGAGCCCCCUUUUCCUUAUGGCUAUUCUGUUGUUUUUGAGUGGAAUACCACUACUGGAGAAGAAGGCUGAUGAACGCUAUGGCAGUCUUACAACCUACAGGAUCUACAAGAAAAACACCAGUCCUCUGAUCCCUCUGCCUCCUCCUUUCUAUGCCAUCCUUGGCAAUAUUAUCAAGGCACUCUUCUGCUGUGAAUUCCCAUUGUAUAACCACAUUGAUGAUGAACCAGGAGAAUCAUCAUACAUCAAACAACAGAAACAACAAGCACAACCAGCUGAAAGUGCUUGAUAAGGAUAUAAAAUUUUCAUGGUUUUGCAAAACUAGAGCCAAUCAGAAUAGAACAGAAUUUUCAGCCAAUUAUGUUACAGCAUAAGUUGUUGGCUUCUGAUUGGCUCAAGUUCAAAUGCUUUGUUUUCUUGCCAGAUUAUUAUUGGUUGAUAUAAUUGUAAGAGGGGUGAGUUCCUGGUUACAUUAUCCAGUUAUGCUUCAAAGCAGAGGGAAGGAAAAAUGGUCCAGACAAACUUUUAUUUUAUAAGAAAUCCAAACUUAUUCUUUUGCUUCUGCAAACAGUCUUACACUAUCACACAAAAAAAUAUAAUUUUUUAAAAAACCUUAAUUCCAAAGCUACAGUAGUCUGAUCCUAAUUCAAAUGCUACCAACAUUGCUUGGCUUAUUGAACACUUAAGUUUGUCAACCAAUGAGAUUACAAAUUGAAAACAAUAGAAUUUGAGUUACAUGUAUUGAAAAAGACUAAAAUGGUUGCAAGUGAGGCUAGUAUUGAAAGUCUAUGAAAGCUAUUCAAGGAGAUGAAAUGAUGAAAAAAGAAAGAAAAAGUAAAAGUAUAUUUACACRAAUAAAAUAAAAUAAACUGGAGUGUUUACGGUUAGAGUGUAGUUAUGAUACCUAAACACAUGAUGUACAGGUAGUGUUGCCAUAGAAAUAUGAAAUCAAAUAAGAGUAAAACAUUGUAAUGAUAGUAGAGUACAAACCAAAAAUUUUCAAGAAAUUGCACAAAUUUGUAAGUUCAGUAGACAUUUGUUAGUUAACUUUUUCAGGGAUAUAUGGUAUGCACUCCAUCAAAUCAAAUGACAAUACCAUGCCAAGGUAUAGCUUGUAAUGAUAUUAUUAUUAACGAUGUACUUAUUGCAUAUAUAUAUAUAUGUAUAUUAUACAAUAAAAAAUAAAUUGUACAAUUUUAAACCUUUUAAAUUGUAUCAAUGAACUAUCCUCCAUUGUUUAGUGGUUGUACCAGGCAACACAGGCAGAGCCAGUACAACCCUGUCUCAUGAACGUUUUACACACCAUCGACAUUAAACCAUUACAGAUGCAAUGAGAAUCGACAUGAAUGUAUUGGUAACCUGUAUUAAAUAGAGGCAAGUCAUUAUUAA
Molecule: messenger RNA, 2104 nt
Organism: Actinia tenebrosa (Australian red waratah sea anemone)
Lineage: Eukaryota; Metazoa; Cnidaria; Anthozoa; Actiniaria; Actiniidae
Cellular component (GO): membrane
Source: RefSeq, a predicted model, not a curated record